AUGGAUUUGCCCGAACCGCUACAUGAUUUUCUUUUAGUCUUUCUUGGAUCGGGUCUUAUAUUAGGAAGUCUAGGAGUAGUUUUAUUUACGAAUCCAAUUUUUUCUGCUUUUUCGUUGGGACUUGUUCUUGUUUGUAUAUCUUUAUUCUAUAUUUUAUCAAACUCCCAUUUUGUAGCUGCAUCACAGCUACUUAUUUACGUGGGCGCUAUAAAUGUUUUAAUAAUAUUUGCUGUGAUGUUCAUGAAUGGUUCAGAAUAUUAUCAAGAUUUUCGUCCUUGGACCAUUGGGGAUGGAAUUACUUUGAUGGUUUGUACAAGUAUUUUUGUUUCACUAAUAAUUACUAUUCUAGAUACAUCAUGGCACGGGAUUAUUUUGACUACAAAACCAAAUCAGAUUAUAGAGCAAGAUUUGAUAAGUAUUAGUCAACAAAUUGGAAUUCAUUUAUCAACAGAUUUUUUUCUUCCAUUUGAACUUAUUUCCAUAAUUCUUUUAGUUGCUUUAAUAGGUGCAAUUGUCGUGGCUCGCCAAUAA
Cajanus cajan (pigeon pea) is the source of this 531-nucleotide messenger RNA. Lineage: Eukaryota; Viridiplantae; Streptophyta; Magnoliopsida; Fabales; Fabaceae. The record is from the annotation of a RefSeq genome assembly.